AAUAGAAACAAAAUGAAACUCCGAUCUUCUGUAUUCACAAUUCUUACUGUCGUGUUAGCCUGUUGUCCAGGAUGGAGUAGUGCACUCUUUUGGAAGUCCUGGAAAUCUGGCAGGGGACAUAGUGGAACUCCGAGCUAUGGAAGCGACUAUUAUGGGAGCUAUGGAUAUGGAAACCCAAGCUACGAAAGUUACGGCUACGGAAACCCAAGCUCGGGCUAUGGAAACUACGGUUAUAACCACUAUGCCGGAGGUUAUGGAUACAACUACCCAUCUUAUUCAUCCUAUCACUAUCCUAAGAAGGGAAGGAGGACUUCAGGUCAGCGGCAAGGACGUACUUACUCCCAAAUAGCCAGAGUCCUUAAGCCAGAUGGCUUUGUGGGUCUUGGAGGCUCCAAAUUUCUACCUCACACUAAAUUUUCCCCCCUGUGGGGUUGAGUUUCCCAUAAUUAUCUUAAGUUCAUGUUCAUGUCUGCAGUAUUACCCAUUAAAAAAAUAAAACCAGCGAAAGUUACAUC
Drosophila bipectinata is the source of this 515-nucleotide messenger RNA. Its product is annotated as sulfur globule protein CV2. The record is from RefSeq and is a predicted model, not a curated record. NCBI's taxonomy places the organism in Eukaryota, Metazoa, Arthropoda, Insecta, Diptera, Drosophilidae.